Molecule: messenger RNA, 963 nt
Organism: Miscanthus lutarioriparius
Lineage: Eukaryota; Viridiplantae; Streptophyta; Magnoliopsida; Poales; Poaceae
Source: the annotation of a GenBank genome assembly
AUGGUAGCGCAGUUGAGGACUCUGACAGAGGCCAUGUUUCGAGGGCCUGCAAUAACCGUGCUGCCUAUCAUCGGAGGCUGCAGGGUCGGCAAGAAGACUCUGGUUGGGAACAUCUGCAGCGACGACAGGAUCCGUUCCUGCUACCCUAGCAUCUUCCAUUUCAGCGGAGACGAGAUUCAGAGAAUCGACUACGAAGAAAAGUUCUGCAGGCACGUCAGGACUCUGGUCACCGUCGAGUUUGCCUCGGACGUGGCUGACGAGGAAUGGCUCGAGUUUCAGUCGUUGUUGGUAGCAUCCACAGGCCGAGGAAGCAAGGUGAUCAUCAUAAGCAGGCUGGAGAAACUCGCGCGGUUUGGGACGGUGAGCCCGGUGCGGAUCGGCAGCUUGUCGCGCGAGGAGUACAGGUACCUGUUCAAGGUGCUCGCGUUCGGCAGUGCCGACCCGGCGGACCACCCACGGCUAGCCUUGCUAGGGAGGGAGCUGGCGACGGUGUUCCGGGGCUCGCACGUCAUGCUCAACGUGUACGCCUCCGUGCUCAGGAGCAGCCUCAGCGUCCGUCUCUGGACGCGUGUCCUGGACCUGUUCAGAGCCAUGGCACGCCGGAAUCUGGCCGUGUUCGGUGAGCAUCCGACGACUCUUCUCGAGAGAGACGGCAGCGCGGUCGACAUCACCGGCUUCUCUCUGUCGUCGCUGUCUGGUGCGUCGUUCCGGCUGGUGCUGCUGACGACGACGACAGCUGCGAAGGGUGGUGGUGCUUCGGACGACGGCGCAGUAGUGUUGCCGACGAUGUCGUUUGGGGAUAUAAUAGCGGGCGCUGAGAUCCUGCCUGAUCGAUUUCGGUUGGUUUGGGAAUCAAGGCUGCCGCCUUAUACUGUCAUCUAUGCAAAUUGUGCUGCAGAGAAGCCUCAGGGCCCGGUGUCAGUGUCACCAAGAAGGAACAAGCGUCAGAAGUUGUGUAUGUAA